Arctia plantaginis is the source of this 228-nucleotide messenger RNA. Lineage: Eukaryota; Metazoa; Arthropoda; Insecta; Lepidoptera; Erebidae. The record is from the annotation of a GenBank genome assembly.
AUGGAGCGCCAGAGAGCCGUGCUCUCGCGGGCUUCGGCGGCACAGGGAGCGUGCGGCGCGGGCCGCGGGCGCGCGGCCACCGAGCAGGCGGCGGGCGUACCGGGGCGCGAGCGCGCGGCGUCCAGCGACGCGGCCGGCUGCAGGAACCACUCCGAGCGCGUGCGCAUGCGCGCGCGCUGCCGCUCGUGCACCUACCGACCACCCACCUUACACUGGCGACCCGCCUGA